This is a messenger RNA of Metarhizium brunneum ARSEF 3297, 315 nucleotides long. RefSeq lists its product as uncharacterized. NCBI's taxonomy places the organism in Eukaryota, Fungi, Ascomycota, Sordariomycetes, Hypocreales, Clavicipitaceae. The record is from RefSeq and is a predicted model, not a curated record.
AUGGCCGGAGCAGCUGACGCAGUGCGCAGUGAUGACGUGCACGAGACGACGGCUUCGGUCACGGCCCUGCUGCGAUGCGGGACGCGCUCGGGCACGACGAACCGACAGCCGCGAUCGCGAGAUUGGCGGGAGACUGCUGAUGCUGAGGCCGUCGUAGGAGCCUGUACUGAGCCCAGGAUACGGGGCUACGGUGGAGCUGUUGCUGACGGCACGAUGAUUCCAGUCAUUUCCUGUCUGGAAGAUGCCAGCCAAGGGCAUCAGCGACGGGAGACCAGCCGUGGUGUCGCCCGAAGUUGGGCCAAGCUCAGACAGUGA